AUGAAGGCAUCUGCACUUCUUCAUCCCUACUGGCCCAGGGAUCUUGUGAUCCCCACCUAUGUGGCCAAUGACAGAUCCAUGGCAGAGAUCCUGACGUUUCUCUUCUCCGUGUCUGCGGUGUUUUUGCUCGUGACCUGGAUGGUUACUGGCCGGCUGGGCACACUGAGGCGUCUGGCCGUAUGCUGGUUCGCUGUCUGUGGGUUCAUCCAUAGUGUCAUUGAGGGCUGGUUCUCUCUAUACUAUGAUGUUAUUCCAGGAGACCAAGGUUUCCUGUCACAGUUGUGGAAAGAGUACUCUAAAGGGGACAGUCGAUAUGUAAUAGCUGAUAACUUCACUGUUUGUAUGGAGACCGUGACUGCGUGGUUUUGGGGACCAUUCAGCUUUUGGGCUGUGUUUGCGUUCUUAACUAACAAGCCAUAUAGAUUUGUCUUGCAGCUCAUACUUUCACUUGGCCAGCUGUACGGAGCUGUACUGUACUUCUUUAUAGAACACAGAGAGGGCUACGCUCACAGUGAGCUGGGACAUCCUAUCUACUUCUGGUUCUACUUUGUGUUUUUGAACGCUCUGUGGAUCAUCAUACCACUAGUGCUUAUUGUGGAUGCCUGGAGACAGCUGUCAGCCACCCAGGCACAGUCAGAUGGAAGGAAGUCUCACAAGGCAAAGAAACAGUAA
Messenger RNA from Nerophis lumbriciformis (worm pipefish), 672 nucleotides. The record is from RefSeq and is a predicted model, not a curated record. Lineage: Eukaryota; Metazoa; Chordata; Actinopteri; Syngnathiformes; Syngnathidae.